GGGGCUUUCCUUGGGCGCAGUCAAGGGCUCACAAGCCACAUCAUUCAUCCUUUUUUGCUAUCAUUAUUACAUGAUUACCCCUCUGAUGUCCUCUUCCUUGCUGUUCUUCGCUCGAUCUUAUUCGUCAACAGGCCCUUGACUCCGAGACUCCCCAUUCACUUUCCACCGGGGCUUGCGUCAGGCUGCAGGGCCGACUGUUCCUUCAAUUGCUUAUCACAUUAGCCCACCCUCAAUCCCGCUUCUUGCUCUUUCCCCCACCUCAUUCAUCUCACCCGUCAGACUUACUUAUCCUAAUAUAUAUCUCACAGCGCUCACGUCAUUUCUUUCUCAACUUCUUUUUUUUGUCACGCAACAUCCAAACACAAUAAUCAACGCGAUAUUCUUUUGUUAUCGGUGUUCUUCACUCUUCGCAACACUCGGAUUCAAAUCUACAUCAUAUCGCUGAGAAAUUCGUCAUCGCUUGUGGCGCGGGCUCAACCGCUUGAGCUGAAUCAUGUCUGAAUAUUCUUAUGAUUACGGCGACCGGCGGUAUCGUCAUAGCCGCCCGGCAACUGAAUACUACGAAACAGUCUACCAAGAUCCUUAUGCGCCGUAUCAGAAUCGCCAGCUGGAACUAGUUCAUCGUCCUCGUCAAGAGAGCGACCUCUCCGUUGAGGAGAUCCAACGAGACUUUGCUCCAGGAACUGAAUAUAGCCGUCGCACCGUAAGAGAAGGAUACCCUUCUCGACGUGCUUAUUCUCUGGAGCGAGGCCGACGGGGUGAUGACUACUAUUCUGCAUACUAUAGCGAUGAUCCUCGUCGCUCAACAGGAGGACUCGAAGAGAGGGGUGGUCGCCGGAAACAUCGCGAAGAAAAAGGCUCUCAUCGACGAUCUCCUUCCCGGGCUCAGGAGUUUGCAGCCGCAGGUGCAGGUGCAGCGCUUGCUAUUGGAGCAAAAGAAUUGUGGGAUCGUCGUGACGGCGAAAAGCGGUCUCGCUCAAGAAACAAACUUGCCACUGCUGCCCUUGGUAUUGCUGGAGCCGCGGCAGGUGAUUAUGCUCUGAGACAAUAUACCCGCAGUAAAUCCAGAAAGCGGGAAGAACGUGACGACUACGACUAUGAUGAUGGUCGUUCUGGCAGACCUCGCCCGGAGCGACGCAAGUCAACCGGUGAAAAGGUCCUGGAAGCAGUUGGCCUUGGCGGCGCGCUUGGUGCUGCGUCAAAACACAGAGGUGGCAGCCGUCAUGACCAUUAUGACGACUAUGAUGACAGACACGGUCGUCACCGUGGCCGAAGUGUCGAGAGGAACGAGAAGAUUGAACAAGCCGUCAAAGCAGCAGUCACAGCUGGUGCGAUCGAAGCAUUUAGGAGCCGCAAAGAGGCUGGGCCUUGGACUGGAGACAAAGGUCGUAGAGUCCUGACUGCAGCCAUUGGCGCAGGCGGCGUCGAUGGUCUAGUUGACCGAGACCCCGAGCGUCACAGUAAACGCCACAUUGCGGAAGCAGUCAUUGGUGGCUUGGGUGCCAACCGGCUCAUCAAUGGAGAGCGAUCUCGGUCAAGAGGACGCGGACGGAGCCAAUCGGGAGACCGCUACUCUUCCCGCGGCCGAAGCGGCUCGCGUGGUGGUGGCCUCAGAGAUCUUUUGGCUGGAGGCGCCGUCGCCGCUGCAGGCAAGAAGCUUUACGAUCGUGCUCGAAGCAAGUCCCGUGGCCGUCGCAGCUCAUACAGCAGCGGAAGCGAAAGCAGCCGCAGUCCGCCGCGUCGUCGGUCUCACAGGACUCGCAGUAUCGAUGGUGAUCGCGAUCUCUAUGCCAAUGAUCGCAGAGUCCGCAAUGGCCGCGGCCGUAGCCGCAGUAGUAGCCGCAGUAGUAGCUCGGAUGGAUACUCCAGCUCGGAGGAGAAUAAGAAACGCAGCAAGCUCAGAGGUAAGGAAUUUCUCACCGCCGGCCUCGCGACGGUGGCCACCAUCCACGCUGCCCACAAUAUCUACAAGACAAAUGAAGCUCGCAAGAAACGGCACAAGGAAGUUAAGGAAGGUAAAAUGUCAAAGGAAGUAGCACAUCGAAAGAAGCAACAGGCUUUGGUUAAGGAUGCCGCUUCGGUUGGAUUGGCGGCUCUUGGAAUCAAGGGUGCCAUGGCUGAGUGGAAGGAAGCGAAAGAGCAGCGUGAGGAGUGCCAUCACUUUGACAGCGAGAGAGAGGAGCGGCGAAGAAAGCACUUGGAACAUAUGGAGAAGCAACGCAGAAGACAAGAAGCCAGGACUAACGGGUAUCGUAAUUCAGCGCCAGAUUUGUCUCGAGCCUACGGACCCGUCUAUCAAGACGGCAAUCCGUACGCUGCGGGAGCUAUGCCCCCUCCGCCAGUUGGAGCGCCACCGCCGCCUGUCGCCUAUGAGGACAGGCGCUACUACGCGGUGUAGGUCGUCAUCAUUAAUGGCGGCAGGGGUGCCCGUAUGCGCUCUUUGAGAUGCUGGGUUAACGAAGAUGACGAAUAACUUAAUUGCAAGACUCGAUUAUUGCAUGUUGGGAGGUAGACGUGGGGU
Xylona heveae TC161 is the source of this 2521-nucleotide messenger RNA. RefSeq lists its product as hypothetical. The transcript is spliced from 3 exons. Bases 494 to 2398 code for a protein of 634 amino acids. The record is from RefSeq and is a predicted model, not a curated record. Lineage: Eukaryota; Fungi; Ascomycota; Xylonomycetes; Xylonales; Xylonaceae.